Molecule: messenger RNA, 1047 nt
Organism: Closterium sp. Naga37s-1
Lineage: Eukaryota; Viridiplantae; Streptophyta; Zygnematophyceae; Desmidiales; Closteriaceae
Source: the annotation of a GenBank genome assembly
AUGCCCUCCCUCUCGCGUAUCCUGUUCCUUCAACCACUCACCCUCGUCUCCGCCGGUGGCGUUUGCGGUAACAACAACUUUGCCCGCCGCGCCGAGUGCUUCAAGUGCGGUACGGCCCGUCCCGCCGACGCGGGCGCCGGCGGUGGCGGCGGCGGCGGCGGCGGCCGGUAUGGCGGCGGAAGAGACGACAGGGGGGGUGAUCGCUACGGGGGUGGGAGAAGCGACGACAGGGGGGGAGAUCGUUACGGUGGGGGGAGAGGGGACGAUAGGGGCAGGGGCGACGACAGGGGGAGGGGGGAUGACCGCGGGAGAGAUGACAGGGGAAGGUCGGACGAUAGGCGCGGGGGGGAUGACAGGCGCGGCGGGGACUACGGGUCUCGCGGAGGAGACCGCGACGGGGGGCGUGGGGAUGGGGGCCGGGGGGGCGGAGAUUAUGGCGGGCGCGGUGGGGGAGACUAUGCGCGGGACGACAGAGGCGGUGGCGGAGGGGGAGGGGGUUCCGCGGGCGGGGGAUACGGCGGAGGAGGGGGAUAUGGGGAGGACGGCGGGGCGGACAGUGGGGUCGGGGGGGGAGCGCCGGGGGUGAAGCAGUGCGACGAGAAUUGCCCCCCGGAUUGCGACAAUGCGCGGAUUUAUAUUUCCGGUCUGCCCAAGGACGUCACUGUUGACGAGCUGUGCAACCUGUUCGGCGGCAUUGGGAUGAUCGCGCGCAUCAAGCAGAAGCGCGGGUACAAGGACCAGUGGCCGUUCAACGUGAAGCUCUACACGGACGAGAGGGGGCAGAACAAGGGCGACGGCGUGCUCACCUAUGAGGACCCACAGGCCGCCCACAGCGCUGGUGGCUUCUUCAACGGUCACACCCUGCGAGGCAGCACCAUCAAAGUGGGAAUGGCCGAAAAGUCAGCUCCGCGGCCGGGAGGAGGAGGCGGACGAGGAGGUGGAGGCUUCAGGGGAGGGCGAGGGGGGUUCGGGGGAGGGGGAGGCUUCAGAGGGGGAGGGGGGCCGGACCGCAGGGACUUUGACAGGGGGAGGCCGCGCCCCUACUGA